AUGAUAUUUUCCCUCAACGAAUUAGUGCACUGGCUGGGUUUAACGAUAUUUGAAAUAUGGAUCAAUCUUGUAUCAUUGACAAUAUUUACGAUUUUGCUAGCCAUGAAGAUAGAUAACAAUUAUUUCGCAGGCAAUGGAGGCUGGUGGAUUAUAUUCUCGCCAUUAUUUAUCGGUGAUGGCUUGAACACGUAUUUUUGUGCAAUUAUUUUCAUAAGAAUGCAAAUGGAUGGAGUAAUGAAAAGUGCUAUACUUAGAGCACUAUGGAGUUUGACUUUUCUUUUGUUAGUUUUUGUCUUCAAGUAUUUACUUUGCAAAAAAUUGUCAGGUCAAAGCAGUCUGGAAUAUUCUGAAGUUUUGAGCCCUGUUUUUAUUCUCUUACAACUUAUUGCUGUCAGGGCUUGUCAGCUUCACUGACCCAGGGCUUCAAAUAGAAAUGAUCCUGUCAUAGAAUUUUCUUUACAACAAUCUUCUGUAUAUGUUGCAACUGAACUUAUGUACACAAUACGAUAAACUGAUGUAAAGUGCA
This is a messenger RNA of Neodiprion fabricii, 526 nucleotides long. RefSeq names its product transmembrane protein 203. The coding region runs from base 1 to 414 and encodes 137 amino acids. The transcript has a single exon. The record is from RefSeq and is a predicted model, not a curated record. Gene Ontology annotation, biological process: intracellular calcium ion homeostasis. Gene Ontology annotation, cellular component: endoplasmic reticulum. Lineage: Eukaryota; Metazoa; Arthropoda; Insecta; Hymenoptera; Diprionidae.